Messenger RNA from Hypoxylon trugodes, 1616 nucleotides. RefSeq names its product protein serine/threonine phosphatase 2C. Bases 116 to 1333 code for a protein of 405 amino acids. The transcript has a single exon. The record is from RefSeq and is a predicted model, not a curated record. Lineage: Eukaryota; Fungi; Ascomycota; Sordariomycetes; Xylariales; Hypoxylaceae.
GAAUUGCACCUCUUAAGAAAAACACACACAAAAAAAGGGCGAAGUUGGUGAGGUAGGUAAUUCUAUUGCAGUCCAUGGCCACCCAUGGAAAGCCACCUCCUCAGGUUAAACCACGAUGCUCUCGAAGAUACAUAAUGGGGUACCAUUUAAAUAUCUAAUAGCAUCUUUUCAGCACCAACCAAGGCCGACAUUCCCACGCACAUCUCCCUUACCGCUGCGAAGCCGUCCUAUCAGGACCUUCUCUGUACAAUCUAUCCUCCGACUGCCAGAUUCGAAAGCACAGACGGGCUCAAGACAUAAAUUUACCUACGAUGCCGCCGCUUCCUUCUCCGCAAAGCACAAGGACUUCAACGCAGCAACCCACGUUUUCCACUUCAAUCCAUACAACCGCAUCCAGACACAAAAGCGACCUAAAUCGAAACGGCCGGCUAGCGGACAAGAUGCCUUUUUUAUAAGUCGUGUGGGCGAAAGCAACGCCGUCGCAUUUGGAAUUGCUGACGGUGUUGGAGGCUGGGAGGAUAGUGGAGUUGACCCGGCCGAUUUCUCCCAUAGUUUCUGCGAUUACAUGGCGUCGGCAGCUUACGAGCAUAAACCGGACGCGGGCGACCCGACACUGACAGCGAGAUCGUUAAUGCAAAGAGGAUUCGAUGACGUAUGUCGGGAUGGGUCUAUACAUGCAGGGGGUAGUACGGCUUCUAUCGCGAUCGCAAGCGAGGAUGGCAUGCUAGAGGUAGCGAACCUAGGCGACUCUGGGUUUGUACACUUGCGCCUGAAUGCCGUACAUAGCUAUUCGGAGCCGCAAACACAUGCUUUCAACACACCUUACCAACUUUCCAUUGUGCCGGCCAGCAUGCUCGCACGUGCCGCAGUAUUUGGCGGGGCUCAGUUAUGCGAUUACCCAAGAGACGCGGACGUGACACAGCAUACGCUCAAGCAUGGCGAUAUCUUGAUCUUCGCGAGCGAUGGAGUGUGGGAUAACCUAUUCAACCAGGACGUACUCCGACUAGCUAGCCGACGAAUGGUUAGCCUCGGUGCUUGGAAAACUAGCGAUGGCGGCAUAUUAGUUGCUGAUGACCUGAAGCCGUUUACCCAAAGCCUAGCCGAGGAUUCAGCACAACGAUCCUCGACACUACAGAGUGUAAUUGCGACGGAUAUUGCCGCAGCGGCUAAGACAGCCAGCAAAGACCGGCGAAGCGACGGCCCAUUUGCGAAGGAAGUUCAAAAGUAUUACCCAGAAGAGGACUGGCAUGGCGGCAAGGUCGAUGAUAUUUGUGUCAUUGUUGUCAUUGUAUCCGAGGAGGGCAAACAGCAAGCGAUCAAGAGCAAGUUAUAAGAGUUCCACAUACAUAGAAUUUGCAUCGUCAGGCGUUCAAAAGGGCGGAGGGAGGACUCAUUCUUUUAAUAAAGCAUUUUUUGUAUAGGAGCAAUCGGGUAGAUAGGUGCGAGAGACCGUAAAGUUUUCUCAAUAUUGGUGUAUAGUAUUGGCUAGGCAGUCGCUUCAAUUUUACCAAGCUACUACGUACCUAUUUUAUAGAACUUUCGCCGUAUGGAAGAGGCAGCUGAUAUAUAUCAAACAAUCAUACCUAGGUAGUUCAUAUAUCUUCUAACAUUUUUCG